AUGUCUUCCCACGCGACCCUCAGCGCCGCCUCCGACGACCGCAAAGCGCGUCUGGCCAAACUCAAAUCCCUCAAGCGCAAACAACCCACCGAGCCCGAAGCCGACGACCGCGACGACACAGACCCGGCAACAGAAACAACAACAACAACAACCACAAUCCAAGACACCACAAACCAACCCCUAUCUCAACAAAAUGCCCCCGCCCCCACCCCCCCAACCCAAGACGUAGCCCGCCUGCACCUCUCCGGCCGCAACUACGACGCCGAAACCAAAGGCCCCAAACUCGGUUUCGAAGCCCCGCCCACACUCAACCUCGCGCGUCCGACCCUCGAGCAACAAGCGCAGGAACUAGAAGAGGAAUCGCGGCGGCAGCGGGCCGCCGACGAGGGUGGGGAUGAUACGGGGACUGGGACUGGUUCUGGGACUGCUGCCGCUGCUGCGAUUGACUUGUUCAAGCUGCAGCCCAAAAAACCGAAUUGGGAUCUCAAGCGGGAGUUGAACGCGCGUAUGGAGGUGUUGAAUGUGAGGACGGAGAAUGCGAUUGCGGCUCUGGUGAGGGAGCGCUUGGCUGAGAAGAAGGCUGUUGCGGAGGGUGCUGGGGCUGGUGGUUCUUCUAGUGCGGCGGCGGCGGCGUCAUCGUCAUCGUCAUCGCGGAGGUUGGAUGGGCAGGAUGGGGAUGCCGGGGCUGAUGGGAUGUUGGAUGGGACGGCGAUUGUGGAAGGGGCGCGGUUGAGGGAGAGGGAGGAGGAGGAGGAGAAUCGGAGGGAGAGAGAAGCUGAGGCGGAGGAGUUUGGGAUGGCUUGA
Dichotomopilus funicola is the source of this 804-nucleotide messenger RNA. Its product is annotated as cwf18 pre-mRNA splicing factor-domain-containing protein. Bases 1 to 804 code for a protein of 267 amino acids. The record is from RefSeq and is a predicted model, not a curated record. The transcript has a single exon. Lineage: Eukaryota; Fungi; Ascomycota; Sordariomycetes; Sordariales; Chaetomiaceae. Gene Ontology annotation, cellular component: post-mRNA release spliceosomal complex; U2-type spliceosomal complex.